CAAUGCUUUUAAUGGAGCUUCAUUGUUUGUGUUUUGUUUUGCUGUGUGUGUGAAGGACUAAAACUGAAAAAGAAAAUGUACAAGACAAAGCUACAGCAGGUAUGCCACCAGAGACGGUGGAGUUUGCCCAAAUACUCUGCCAAGAGAGAUGGUCCGGAUCAUAUACCAAGGUUUAAGGCCUCUGUCAUAGUCAAUGGCACUACCUUCACUUCCCCUGGCGCCUUCAGGUCCUCCAAAGAAGCUCACAACCAAGCUGCAAUGGUUGCCUUCCUUAGCUUUGUUCCUGCUCCACCUGGUACCCCCAUCUCUUUCUCUUUAUGGGUUUUGUUUGUUUCAGGGAAAAGUUCUUCAACACCAUCAACUGAAAAUGAUACUGAAGAAGAAGUUGAAGCAGAGAAACCUCAGAGCAUUUCCACUCCAGCACAGUCUCCAAUCAAUAUAGAUGGUGAAGAAAACUAUACGGUUCCUUUGGGCAAAAGCCAUCUGCAAAACUAUGCCAGAGGGAAGAAUCUUGAUCCACCUAUUUUUACAGUUAAAACUGUAGGGCUGUCUCAUGACACUCACUUUAAGGCUACAGUUGUAGUUGAUGGAAAAUCCUUCGAAAGCCCUGCACUUUCCAAAACUAUCAAAGGGGCUCAACAGGCUACUUCGAAAAUGGCCUUGAUGUCAUUGUCACUCGACAUCUUAAAGAAGGGUGGCUCUGGUCCAUUUAAGAGUUUACUGCUAGAACUAACACAGAGGGAAGGCUUCUGCAAACCUAUAUAUAAAACUAUUCAGUCUAGUUCUUCUCAUAUGAGAACUUUCUACUCAACUGUGGAAGUAGAGGAUGAGGAAUUUCAUGGAAAGGCGAGUAAAUCCAAGAAAGAGGCAGAGCAGGAUGCUGCUAAGAUUGCUUACAUUGCUUUAAAUGAGUGUGGACUUCACAAGUAUACUUCCCUUUCUUCCUAUCUCAGAGAAAAUAAAGCAUUGCCAUCAAUUCACAAUUAUAUGGAGACCCUCAACCAUGAAGAUGAACUUAUGGACCUGGACUUUAAUGACACAUUACCUUCUAGUGUCAAAGUCAGCAAUGAAGAAAACAACCCAUUUUAUCUACAGUCCACUAAGAAAAGCAUGAUGAGCAACAAGGCAAAGGCUCCUGAAACAAGUAGCUACCUCCUCUGCAACAAGUUCAAGGUGUAUACAUCUUACCCAAAUGUAGCACUUCCUGAGGGGACUAUAGUGCUACCAAUUAGUGACAGUAAGUGGAUUGCUGCUGGAAUUUCCAAAUGAGAAAGACAAUUGAUUUGACUUUGCUAUA
Molecule: messenger RNA, 1297 nt
Organism: Lotus japonicus
Lineage: Eukaryota; Viridiplantae; Streptophyta; Magnoliopsida; Fabales; Fabaceae
Product: double-stranded RNA-binding protein 1-like
Exons: 6
Coding region: 76-1269 (397 amino acids)
Source: RefSeq, a predicted model, not a curated record